Messenger RNA from Sinocyclocheilus rhinocerous, 1467 nucleotides. Its product is annotated as tumor protein D54-like. The record is from RefSeq and is a predicted model, not a curated record. Bases 172 to 834 code for a protein of 220 amino acids. Gene Ontology annotation, cellular component: cytoplasm. NCBI's taxonomy places the organism in Eukaryota, Metazoa, Chordata, Actinopteri, Cypriniformes, Cyprinidae. The transcript is spliced from 10 exons.
CAUAUCCGCGCCCCGGAAGCUCAAGCUCGUCGCUGGUUAAAACUAAAGCUUCUUGUGUACGUUGCUGAAGUCAGGGAGGGUCAACUUUCUUUUUUCAUCCAUCCCAAAAUAUACGCGGUGACAUUUGUUUACACAUAGGUAAACGUAAUCAAAGAUCGUAUUUUAUCCGAAAUGGACUCCUCUGAGCACGGCUCUUCAGUGUCAUCUAUAGAUGUAGCCAGUGGAGGGAAUCUACCACCAGGCCUGACAGAAGAGGAGGCAGAAGAGAUGCAGGUGGAGCUCACCAAGGUAGAGGAUGAGAUUCAGACACUGAGGCAGGUUCUCGUGGCGAAGGAGAGGCAUGCCGCUGAGCUCAAGCGUAGGCUUGGCAUCAGUCCCCUCUCUGAAAUCAAACAGAACUUCACCAAAGGCUGGCAUGAAGUUCAGUGCUCCAAUGCUUAUAUGAGAACCUCACAAACUCUUGGAGACUUGAAUCGUAGAGUUACCUCAUCUAAUUUAUACCUUACAGCUUCAUCCACGCUUGAAGAAAUUGGGCGCUCUGAUGCCUAUAAGAGGACUCAGGAGACUCUGUCUCAGGCAGGUCACAUGACAUCAGCUGCAUUCUCCUCGAUGGGCUCCGCCAUCAGAAACCAAUUUGGAGAGAUGAGGGCUCUGCCGUACUCUAACUCUGGUAGCAACUUUUCCAUGCAUCACUCUUUAAGUAUGCCAGCUAUGAGGAACUCGCCAAGCUUUAAAACCUUUGAGGACAAGGUGGAGAAUAUGAAGGACAAAGUAAUGGGGCGAUCAAAUGGAGAGAGUGACCAUUCACCAACCAGCAACAACACACCUUUCUGAGCAGGAAGCACAACCUCGUGACCUAGAACUGACCUCUGUGAUUUCUCUAUAACGCUGUACCCAAAUACACUCCAGUCUCUCCACUGCUAUGUUAACUUCAAAUGAAUGUACAGACAGAAAGCAAUGCUUUAAGAAACUAAGAUGCCAACAUGCAAAGAGAUAAUUAUUAUUUUAACAACUGAAGGCUGUCACCCUUGCAAAUGCAUUGUAGACAAACAAAACCUCUUAAAUUAGAAUGUUAAAAACUGGAUGACCCUUUCUGGGACUGUUAGGUUUUCUUCUGUGCAUCAAAUUACCUUUACAUGUAUUGUAAUAUUUAAUUUUUUCCCAACAACAGGGCUUCUCUGACACUUCAGUAGUAAAUGGUCUGUUACUAUCAGCAUGAAGAGGUGAAAUGUUUGCACAACUCACACUUAGAAUGUCCUUAAACAUGCUUCAUGGCCACUGUUUAUUAUUGUUACAUGCUUCCUAGAAUGAAUAUUGCACUGGUUAUUACCCUGCUUGUUACUCAGGGCAAAAGGUGCUAAAGCUUUCUUUGUGACAUGACUCGAGCCCCAGAUGUGUUCUAAAUUAUUCACAUGUAUUUUAUAGUCUUGUAUGUUUUGAGUUUUUCGCCAGUUAUCCAGGUCAUAA